Messenger RNA from Drosophila mauritiana, 7629 nucleotides. RefSeq lists its product as uncharacterized. The transcript has 6 exons. NCBI's taxonomy places the organism in Eukaryota, Metazoa, Arthropoda, Insecta, Diptera, Drosophilidae. The record is from RefSeq and is a predicted model, not a curated record. Bases 1008 to 5441 code for a protein of 1477 amino acids.
AUAAAAUCAACGGCCGCCAAAGAAUCAGCUUCAUCAGCGGGUUAAAUUCUAGAAAGGAGUUUGUCCACAGUGAUUGAACUAUUUAACAACUUUAUAUAGAAAAGCUGAAAUAAAAUAUAAACAGUUUCAAGUGACUUUAUCAUAAAAAUUCAAAGAGAGUGUGGAAAUUUGUGUGGUUUUUUGGGCUCUGCAAGGACCCUUGGAUUACCUUGCGGGGCGAGUGGAAUCGGGAGCUAUACCUUUGCCGGCGGAUGCCAUUGGAGUGACGGCGAAAUAAACCAGCAGGAAAUCGAAGGAGCCUGCAACAAGGAGAUAGUUGCUGCAACAACCGGGAUCAAAUAAGGGAUUAUAGCUGCAGCCCCUAGCCCGUUAAGUGCUUCAAAGCGAAGGAAUAAAAGGAAAAAAUAAAGGUCGGCUUCACCACCCACGGCCACAUUUUUUCGGGCAGUGCAUAUAUUUUUAAGCCAACAACCAAGACCGCAAGGACGCCGCCAACGGUGAGCAGCGGUUGAAGCGGCGCUGCAGCCGCAGAAAAUGGCCGCAUACACAAGUGCAGCGGCGAUAACAAUAGCAGCAGCGACUGCAGCAGCAGCAACAUGAAUGAAACCUGCAGCAACUGCAGCAGCAACAUUCCACGACACCGCCGAUGAUGAUGCAGAUGAUGAUGAUGAUGAUGACGAUGCUGAUGAUGCAGACGACGAUUACGAUGAUGACGACGUUGCCGAGUUGCAGUUUCAAGAGCCACAACACAAUGCCAAGUGCCAACAACAAGCUGAGCGAAGGGGGAAAUUAAGUGCCAAAGGCAACCGCAGCAACAUAGCAACAGCAACAGCAGCAGCAGCAGCAGCAACAGCGAAAAGAUUUUUCUCCAGCCAAACUGAAUCUAAACUAAAUUUGCAUAACAAAACACGUGCAGCGAGCACAGAAGUAAAAUCUCCAUUUCCCAGAAGCGUAGUCAAUAAGGAGGCAGCAACAGCAGCAACUGUAGCAAUAUAGCCAGCUGCAACAUGCCCGGCAGCAACAUGUCGCUCUCACUGGGCGUUCGUGGGCGUGGCGCCCUCUGGUUGGCGCUCCUGCUGGCCACCACUGCAUUCUGCGGUGCUGCCUGGGCGGCGCCCACAGUGGGUGGUGCUGCGUCAGCGCCGGUGGUGGGGCAGAAACAGUCACACCACCAUUACCACCACUUGGAAAUCGGAGUGCAGGGCAAUACGCCAACGCUGAUGGAGGCAAGCACCACCAGAGAUGGGAAACAUGCCACAGUGGCCAUCACUGAGGCACCACCAAAGCCCAGCACCACCGCCACAAGCACUACCACCACCACCACCACCGAGAUGGCAAGAGCCACAGAUAAACCAGUGGUGGCCGAAGAGGUGCCAAGCGCCGAGACAAAAGCAUCUGCAAUCAGAAGCACCACUGAAAGUAGCACCACUGGGAAAAACAGAAACACUGAGAUCAGCAGCACCACUGAGAAACCAAAUGCAAUCAAUGAAACACUAAGAAGUUCUGUCAUAGAGAGAACCACAACAACAGUAGCAACAGCACCAGCAAGCAAGGAAACUAAUACAGAAGAUUUGAAAGUGGUGCGGCUAUUAGACUUGGAGCACACUGUGGCACCACCGUUGGACAGUGGUCACGAUGGCCGCAAGCUGACCAAGAAGAAGCAGCUGCUGGAGCAGCACUUUCCCACCACAACGGUGGCCACCACCACCAUUGAAACGGAAAUGGAAAGGAUACCCACAACCAGCAGCAGCACCACCAACGCACCACCGCUCCCGUUCACAUUCCCGCCGCUGCGACCCUCUAACCUUGCCUUUCUGGAAGCGAUAUUUUCCACGCCACCACCCGUGACCACUGACCUCGCAGGAAUCAAAUCAACUAGGACACCACCGACCCCAUCCACGUUAGCGCCACCGCACCAUGGCUACUUGGGACCGAUAUUUAUGGGCGAGAGAACCAUCGGUGUGGUGCAUCCGCUGAAGAAACCACAGCCGGCGAGCCACCAGCACGUCGCUUCGAUUGAGAGCCAGCUGCGAAAUGGCCGUUUGGUGGAGAUUCUGGCGCCCACGGCGCUGCUCGAGCAGAUUCCCGAGCCCAGCACCACCCACGCACCACCACAGCUGGGAGCUGCAUCGGUGCUGUCCACCACCGUUUUCCAAGUGCCCGAGGUGCAGACCAGCACCACCCGUCUGCCCACAAGCAAUAGCAAUGAAAAUAAUGUCGCUGGUGGUGCCGAGGUGGUUGCACCACCACGCACCGAGUCCAAGAUCUCGGACAUUCAGAUCGAGGUGUACGAUUCCACGGUGGACUCCAUAGUGGCUUCGACGAAUUUCCGCGACAACGAAGGCUUCUAUGCACCACCGCAGACCCAUGUGGAAAUUGGCACCACCAAGCCGCCGCAUGAGAUGCAGUUGCCGCAGGAGCGGUUCACCCAGUAUGUCAUCGAUCGCGCGGAUGUGUCCACCCAGCCGGCAUCGGGUGGUGUCGCUGGUUCAGGUGGGUCUGGUGGUGCAGCGAUGGGCAAGCCAGAGCCGGCGGCCAUCGAAAUCCACAUCAAUGUGUCCGAGGCAUUUGGCAGCGAAAGCGAGGAUCUGGAGUUCUCCUAUCGGCAGCCCUCGUUGUCGGCCGAUAAGCCGGGCAAGUCCGGCGAUGAGAUUUUGGUAGUUGAGAUCAUCGACAGUGGUGCGGACAAUAGCAGCUCGGAGUCGGGCGGCUCAUCCUCCUCAGCGAGCGGGGAGCACAUCAAUCCGAUCUUCACCUUCCGCAACUCGGAUGCGGCGGCUGCACCACCACCCCCCGUUCGUCCGCCGCAGUCCGUUCAGGAUGCUGACGAGCUAUUCAUGGCCGAUCUGAAGGACGGCGGUGGUGGUGCAGUGCCACGCCCACCGCCUCCACCACCGCCACCACCACCGCGAAAGCCCAGCAUCGAUCGAGAUUCGGACACGAUCUUUUACAUUUCGAACACCGAAGUCAAAGUUGGUGAAUCGCUGCCGACAAUGGUGCCAGUGGGUGAGCAGCAGCGCAAGUUCCAGCUGGAGAACCAGUUCUUCCCCGCCAGCUAUGUGAUGGAUUCACAGCAGCAACAGUUGCAAUCACAGCAGGCGCAGCAGGCAGAUGAGGACAUCAUACUAUCGCCACUGCACCACAAUGCGGAUGGAUUGAAGAUCUUCCGCAGCUCCUCGUCGAGCAGUGGCGAUGGAGCACCACCGCUAGACGUGACCUAUGUGGGUGAGUCGGUCAUCGAGGUGGAGCAACAGCCGCAGGGUUGGAGCAGCACUUUGCCACCAGGACAACAGCAGCAGCAGGACAUCGUUAUCCAGCCGGCAGUGCUGCCGGACUUGGCCAUUGGGGUGCCCGUCAUCGGGGAACUUCCACCGCAGAUCGAGCUCAAGGAGAUCGACUACAUGCCCGGCGAGCUGGGAAUGGGUCAGAACGGAAUUGGUAUCUACGAGAACGACAUCCAGAGCAACAGCAUCGACAGCGAACCGGAUGUGGUCGAGAGUUCCAUCCAGUACGGUGGAGAUCUAAUUGACGAUGGAGCCGGCGGUGGCUUUGAUGGCGUUGAGGGUUCCUAUCCCUUCGACAGCCCCGCGCACCGCCAGCAGCAGGUGGGCCUGAGCCACCAGCCCCAUCGCCAGUCCGCCAACCAUUUGCACCGCGAACAGCUCCCUGUUGCGGAAAUGGUCAAUGCCACGCUCCUCCAGCGAUAUGACAGUGGGUCUGGAUCGGGAUCCGGUUCAGGAUCGGGAUCGGGGUCUGCAUCGGCAAUGGCUCCUCUGCUCGCAAGUGGAAGUAGCCGUUCUGGAAAUGCCACCGCUCUCUCGGAAGAUCCUUUGGCUGACUACGACGGAUUCUUUAAUCUUUUUGCUGUUUCCAUGGGCCUCAUCAUUGUCAUCCUACCCUCAGCUCUUUUGGUAUCUAUGUACUGCGCUAUAAAGUAUGUGCUCAGCAAGAACUCAGGAGCGGGCACGGGUGGCGCCCACGGCGAUGACAGCGAACAGGGCCAGGACUCCAAGCACGAGGACAUUUCACGAAACGCCCGAGAGACAAAAAUGCAUACAGACAAGGAUGGUGUCUUCGUGGUGGAGGUGGCCCGAGGCAUCGACUCCAAGCAGCUGACCGGCGAUCAUUCCGGCGUGACCUUGGACGCCACCGAACUGCCCUUCGACAACAAACUGGCGCCCAACGGUGGUCAUUUGCUUGAAAAGACUCUGCCCAGCCACGAACAGGUGCAGAUUCAUGCACCGCCCCAGGACUUCGCCACUGGCCAUCCUGCCCCUCUGCAUCUCAUCGAGGAGGCCGAGGAGCACGUCGCCGAGGAUCUGAGUCAGCAGGCAGUCGAAACUCCCUCUAACUUGGCACGCACUGGACUCUCGCAAUCGGAUCUCAGCUCGACUUCGUCCAGUGACUCCAACAAGCGUUACUCGUACGGCAACCAGGAGCUAUAUGUUAUCGAGCAGCCGGGCUAUGCCACCAGUUCACCCACAGCAAAGCCCAUUUUGAUAAGUCCAAAUCAAAAUCCAGGCCAGGAUCUGGAACAGAAGUCACAGCUAUCCACCAGUACUGAACAAACCGAAAUUGAUUCAAGCCAAGGAAAUAAAAAGUUAGAUGAAGAAGUUGCUAGGCAAGCAGAGGCGGUGAAAGAGGUUAUUUCGGAAAAGGAGGUAGCCAAUCCUCCCCAGAAAGAGGUAGAUACUCCACCUGAAUAUGAGGUGAAGGCCACUCCGAUAGAGGCGGUAGAUGUAAAACAAGAAGAGCCAGUUGUUCCGGAAAAGUUGACAGCGGUUCAACCUAUAGAGGAGGAAGUGGUUUCACGCAAUGAGGAAGAGGUUCCACCAAAAGAAGAAUUGCCUCCGCCAACAGUUGAAGUGUCUCCACCAAAGGAAGAUCAAGUUCCGAUUGAGAAUGAGGUGCAGGAGCAGGAGGAGAAACCAGACAACCAAGUUGAAGUCCAAACCGAGUCAAGCCCAGAUCCCACUGAUACGAACGCAAAGUUACCAGAUGAAUCCCUGAAACUAGAGGAGACAGUGGAAAUCCAAAACGAACCGGAGGCCGAGAGCAACUAUGACAGUCUGAUGAGCCUGCCGGCGCCACCAUCCACGGAGGAGAUCAAGGAGCUGGGCGACUACGCGCUCAUGGAGUCCAACCAGUUGGACAGCCUGCCACCACCACCACCGCCACUCCAAGAUGUCCCCAGCACUCCGCCUGCGAGCGGGAGGCCUGCUGCCAUCAAUGUCAGCAAUGAGAAUGGGACUGGCAAGGUGUCGGUGGUGAUCACCGGCGGCGGACUAGUUGGUGGUGGGGCCGAGGAGCCCUCCACCCUGACACCACCCGCCUCGCCGCCCGCCACUCCACCACCAUCGCAGACUUCGACGCAGUACGCUAGCAAUGGACUCACCAAUGGCAUCCAUGCCCUGGCCGUGGUCGAUGUGAACGGCAGUUAAGAAAGGCCAGGUGAGAUGGGCAAAUAAGUAUAUAUGUUUUUUUUUUCAUCGGAUCUCGAAGAGAUCAGCCCGGGUGGCGAUAUUAACUAUUCCACGAGGAGAAGGCUAGCUUGUAAGGAUUACUAGGAGUACUGAAACCCCAAAUAGGGAAAACAUGAAAUGUGGCAAAAACGUUCUCAACCAAAAACUUAAAUUUAAAUAUACACUAAAUAGAGAGAAACUUUUUCCACUUACUGUUUGUUGAUUUUCGAAUAUAACGAAUAAUAACAAUUAAAUGCGAUUAAUAUAAAUAUAAAUAUAAAUCAUAAUUAAUUGUUUGUCUAUUUGCGGCUGGCGGCCUCUCCCCCCACCUACCAUCCACCCACAACCACCCAUUCGACCCACUUCCCUCUCCAUUUCGGGGGGUCGGUGCGGCUAACGAGUAUUUCAAUGUCUAUAAAUCUACAAUAUAGCUAACAAAAAAUACAAAAAUAACAAGAAAAAAAAUAGUAUACAAAUGGAGAAGCAAAUACAAAUACAAAUACGAUAAAAUCUGCAUACGAACUACAUAUGAGUAUAUGAUAAAAGAAAUGCGAUACAUAGGCAAACAGAACAGAGCUAGGUGCGCCAAAAAGAGAGUAACUACCGAUAUGUAACGAUGCAUAAUUAAUUAGGCUAAUUAUUUACACACACAACAAUGCCAAAAAUGGUGAAUGGUAAACGGUGAAUGUCAAACCAGCAGCACCCGCAUAAAUGGCAUAAUUGUAGUAAAUUUAUUUGGGUUCGAUUGGAUGGCCAAUAAGAUCAAAGUGUGUCCUGUGUCCGGAUUCCCAUUGAGGUGUAGGUACAUAUAAAGAGUUUUAAUUAGCAGAAAUCCGAAAGGAAGUCCGAGUUGGUUUCAAAAACAUCAAUUGUUGUCUAGAGGGAUUAUAUUGAAAACGGAUUUUCGAUGAAAACAAAGUCAUUUUAGCUGAAUAUUCAGGGUCAACAUUGGAAAGUCCUACAAAAUUCCAACUUUUGCAUAUAUUUGAAUACAGUAUUCGGUGGAGCAAGUGGCUAGUUACAUAUUCCGGACAUAGGCACACCCAAAUAUCGUUGAUAUUUCGAUAUUCAGAUUUCGCAAAUAACACAAUUCACAUGACAAAAUCAAAUGUGCCGAACUUUUGUAGCAAGCCAACAUAAUUUACAAAGAGAAACGAACAAUUUAUACAAUGCCAAUACGGUGAUUACAGCAUAAUAUAUGUAACCUUUUAAACGAUAAUCUAGUCAUAGUCCUAGUCUAUAUAACAUAUGUGUAUGUAUAUUUUUUUCGUGUGUGUGUAUGCAGAAAUUAGGCGAAUCGAGGACUUCAACUCUAAGCAAAUGAGAACUAAAUGGCUAACGAUAGAAAUAAGACGAGAGAUAGUAAACUAGAUAAACGCAGAUCGUGAACAUUUCCGAUAUUAUUGCUCCACAUUAAUGGUAUACACACAUAUAUACAGCAUAUAGAAGAAAACUUAACUCUUUGAAAUAAAUUCUUAGAUGUUAAGCCGAACGGAAUAAUAAAGUAAAACCCAAAAUCCGUGCACUGCAAGUGGCGUGUUUUAGUGUAAGUAGUAGGAAUUAUCUAUGCCCCGGAUAUAUAGUGAUGGGGUCGUUUAUAGGUGGAACAUAAUCCCUGGCUAACGAUUUAACCACUUUUGUUGUUUAUGUUUGUUCCAAUUGUUUUAUUGACAAUUAAGCCCGAUGGUCGAGCGAGCGGGGAUGCCAAUGAGAAAAUAUUAUGAAUAUUACAAAAUGAAUAGCCCAAAAACGAAACACUAAUCGUAAAUGAAAUAUAAAAGUUAGGAAAAGCGUGCAGACAUUUUUUUUGGCGGGUCGAACGAAAACAAAAGAAAUAAGUAAAUGUGAUUGUUAUUUAACCUUAAGUUAUUAUUAAAAUCGAUCUUAAACUGAUAUGUGUGUAUGUGCGUGUGAAUUAAAGCAAGUAGCAAGCCAAAUGGAACGAAGCGAAACAGAACGAAACGAAACGAAUGGCAAUGGAACGCUCAAAAGCAAGCGAUAAACGAUAAGCUAUUACCGAUUAACGAUAGCUGGCAACUAGGCGAGUUUCAGGCCCUGCUAAAAGAAAAACAAGAAGAAAAACGGGGACUCACCCGAAAUAAAUUCAAAUGAAAUUCAACAUUAAGAACAAUGGCGAACCGAAACCAAACGAGAAAUACACACAGAA